GGGCUCCGCCGCCCCUCCCGGACGGGGCGGGGAAAGCGGCUGCCGCGGGCGCGGAGGGAAGCGGGCGCGGAGGGAAGCAGCGCCUGCUCCGCCCCGGGAGCCUCGGCCGGCCCGGCCUCCCCGCUCCCCGUCUGCCCUGGAAGGGGAGUACCGGCCAUGAGCGGCUGGGUGCUGCGCGCCGUGCAGCGGAGCCGAGCCGGCCUGCCCUAUCUGCCUCAUCUAGCAUCAGGGAGACUCCAGAGAAAGCCCCACAUGGUGGCCCUGAGCCAUGCCUACAGCACCAAGGAAGAAAGCUCUGCAAGAGCAAUUGGGCGGUACCCAGUACCCAAUAAGAAGGACAUGCCAUAUGAUAUUGUGGAGCUCAUGGAGGAAGUAGAAAUGAAGACUGGAUUUUUGCCUAAUGUGUUCAAAGCCAUGUCUCAUCGACCUGCUGAAUUCAGAGCUUUCUUUGCCUAUUACAAUGCCAUUAUGAACAAAGACACAGGUCGGCUCAGCAAGGCAGACAAAGAGCUCAUAAUUGUGGCCACAAGUGUUGUGAAUAGAUGCCCCUACUGCGUGGUCGCACAUGGAGCACUUCAUCGGAUAUAUUCAAAGCAGCCAGCAUUGGCUGAUCAGGUCAUUGUGAACUGGAAACUGGCCGACCUGAGUGAUCGGGAACUGGCAAUGCUGGAGUUUGCCCUUGCAGUCUGCCGAGCUGAUAACAUCACUGAAGAGCAUUUCCAGAAGCUGGAGGCACAUGGUUUUGACCGUGAAGACGCCUGGGACAUAGGCAUGAUUUCUGCGUUUUUUGCUAUGUCUAAUCGCAUAGCUCAUUAUAUCGACCUGCGCCCAAACAAGGAGUUCUACACCAUGGGCAGGAUGCCCCGGGAAGAGAAGGAGAAAGAGAAAGCUGAACACGCGUAACCUCACAUUUUGGUGCCUACAGAUCUGCAAGAGGUUGAUCAAGAUCUCAUUUCUUAAAUUCAUGCAGCUAAUGUCUGAAUGUGUUAAAAGUCUAAGAAGCUAGUGCCAGGUUGUAGUGAUGAGGGAUGAGUCUCGCUUUUUUCCAGUACGCAGAAGUCUGGAGAGGUUUUCAGUCAGCUGGUGAUUCCAGUGCUACCUGCAAGAUUGUAACCUUAGCCUCAGCAGCCUUUAAGUGAGUAACAAACUGCCUGGGUAACAAUGUGGGUUAUAAACAAGGUGUUCAACAA
Molecule: messenger RNA, 1190 nt
Organism: Rhea pennata
Lineage: Eukaryota; Metazoa; Chordata; Aves; Rheiformes; Rheidae
Exons: 5
Coding region: 157-903 (248 amino acids)
Molecular function (GO): peroxiredoxin activity
Source: RefSeq, a predicted model, not a curated record